Penicillium paradoxum is the source of this 1362-nucleotide messenger RNA. RefSeq names its product type III PLP-dependent enzyme. Gene Ontology annotation, cellular component: cytoplasm. The record is from RefSeq and is a predicted model, not a curated record. The transcript is spliced from 2 exons. The coding region runs from base 1 to 1362 and encodes 453 amino acids. NCBI's taxonomy places the organism in Eukaryota, Fungi, Ascomycota, Eurotiomycetes, Eurotiales, Aspergillaceae. Gene Ontology annotation, molecular function: ornithine decarboxylase activity.
AUGGUUAUGGCACCGACUGCGUGUGUAUCGACUGCUGAAAUAUGCACUUUCAAAAAAAACUAUAUCAAUAGUGCCGACCAUCUCGGUCUGGUCAGCAGUCAUGGCGGGGACAACAAUUUGUUGCAAUCGUCGUUGGCUGCCAAGGAAUUGGUUCUGGAUGUGUUGAGGAAGCGUGCGGCGGAGGUGGAUGUGGAGCACUGUGGUGCUGGUGAGGAGGAUGCUUUCUAUGUGGCGGACAUGGGGGAGGUCUACCGCCAGCAUAUGCGCUGGAAGAUGAACUUGGGCCGUAUCAAGCCCUUCUACGCUGUCAAGUGUAACCCUGACCCGGAAGUCCUCCGGCUCAUGGCCCAGCUUGGCAACGGUUUCGACUGUGCCUCUAAGGCUGAGAUUGAACUGGCUCUUCGGACUGGCAUUGAUCCCAGCCGCAUUAUUUAUGCGCAGCCUUGCAAGACUAAGUCCUACUUGCGCUAUGCCUCUGAGGUUGGCGUUAAGCAGAUGACCUUUGACAAUGCCGACGAGCUAUACAAGAUCAAGGCCACUUUCCCUGAGGCGGAGCUUUACCUCCGCAUCCUGACCGAUGAUUCGACCAGUCUGUGCCGCCUGAGCAUGAAGUUCGGUGCCUCCAUGGACUUGGCUCGCCCAUUGCUUGAAUUGGCUUAUAAAUUGGACCUCAAGGUCGUCGGUGUGAGCUUCCACGUCGGAUCUGGUGCUGAGGAUCCCCGAGCUUUCCUGAAGGCUGUUCAAGAUGCACGCUUGGUCUUCGAUCAUGCCGGAGAAAUCGGCCACGAACUCCACACUCUGGAUGUCGGCGGCGGUUUCUGCCAGGAUACCUUCGAGAAGUUCGCGGGCAUUCUAAGUGAAGCCGUGGAUACUUACUUCCCACCGAACAUCCGUGUCAUCGCCGAGCCCGGUCGCUACUACGUAGCGACUGCCUACACUCUGGCCGCCAACGUCAUUGCACGCCGUGACAUCCCGGAUCCCGUGGAUCCCUCCCGUGACGCUUUCAUGUUGUACCUCAACGAUGGUGUCUAUGGCAACUUCUCGAACAUCAUCUUCGAUCACCAGCACCCGGUCGCUCAGGUUCUCACCUGCGCCUCGGACGACUCCCAGCCUGGUUCUCCGAACUCUGCGACUUCGGAAAACAUUACUUAUUCCAUCUGGGGCCCGACUUGUGAUGGCAUCGAUGUCAUCACCCAGCGCAUCGAGCUGCCUGCUCUGCUGAACACUGGUGACUGGCUCUUCUUCGAAGAGAUGGGUGCCUACACCAAGUGCAGUGCUACUCGCUUCAACGGAUUCUCCGACAAUCACGAGGUGAUCUACAUCUCUAGCGAGAAUGGUGCUUCUGCUUUGCUGAACUACUAG